Messenger RNA from Pogona vitticeps (central bearded dragon), 2714 nucleotides. Lineage: Eukaryota; Metazoa; Chordata; Lepidosauria; Squamata; Agamidae. The record is from RefSeq and is a predicted model, not a curated record.
AAUUGCUUGUUGAAAGCUGACUGUAUGAACCCAAGUUUGAACCAGGAUUUUCCUUGCUCCCAAAGUUUAUCUGAAAGUUCCAGAAGAAACUUGAGGAUCACUAUGGGAAACAAUGCUGGAAAACGAGAUCAGAGUACUGAGAAGGUGAAGAAUCCUGAAGCAAAAGUGGAGGGAAGUGAAAAUAAAACAAGUUCCAAAGCAGUCCAACUUACUCAGGAGCCCUCAGAAGACAAUGAAGUUUUUGGAGAGGCAGAUGUGAACCAGAACAAUGGGACCUCCACUAAGAGCACAGCGGUGACAGACUCCAAGGGCACAGUAGAUCCAAAGAAUGCCUGGAAGGAGGCCAACCCAGCUGACACAACUGGUCGCCCCCAUUUGGUCCGCCUCUUUUCCCGAGAUGCCCCAGGGAGAGAAGACAACACCUUCAAAGAUCGGCCCUCUGAAUCAGAUGAGCUACAGACGAUUCAGGAAGACAGUGCAGCAGCGUCUGAGAAUUCGGAUUUGAUGGCUUCACAGAAACGCUCCUCUUUCCGGCACGGAUCCAAACUUGCAACUGCAAGUACCAUAGACCAUGCUAGACAUGGAUCCCCAAGAAGAUACAGGGAACCAGGUCUACUUGACUCACUGGGGAGAUUCUUUGGAGGUGACAGACAUGUCCCCAGGCGGGGCAAGUGCUGGUUGAGGAAGAAUGUCUUCAGUCACAGAAGUAAAGACUAUCAUCAUGCGGCCAGAGCUAGCCAUGUAGGUUCCCUGCCUCACCCAAGGUCUCAGCAUGGACGAUACGUGGACGAUAACCCAGUAGUCCACUUCUUCAAGAGCAUUGUGUCACCCAGGACAACUCCUCCUCUGCAAGCAAAGGGGAGAGGAUCCUCCUUCAGCAGAUUUAGCUGGGGUGGCGAGACUCACAAGCCUGCAUAUGGAAGUGGCAAAUACUAUGAGCAUAAAUAUGCCCACAAGGGACACAAAGGAUACUACCAUGAUGGCCAGGGCACAUUGUCCAAAAUCUUUAGACUGGGAAGCUCCGGUUCCCGACCUGGUUCCCGGUCUGGCUCUCCCAUUGCUAGGCGCUGAAGCUCUAUGAUGUCACUGAAGGGCUACGUUCUCUGCUUCAUAACAUAGCUGCCUUAAAGAUCUAAUAACAAAUUGCAGAUUCCCUAGAUAGAACACACAAUCUAUUUGUUAAAGUCAGUUGAGUUAUGCAUGCAGUAGUACACAAAAUUGUAUUGGCAUAUGCUGACCAACAGUGGAACAAAAGCAAGCAAACAACAACAACAAAAAACCCCAAACUUAUAGUGUAGCUUUUACUUGCUGUCAGCAUUAUUUUGGGGAAAUUAACAGAAUUCCCAAUAUUAUCCAUUCUUCUUCAAGGUGUUCCCAGACAAUAUAGGCCCUUAAUUUAUCAAGCUCAUACAACAUUAAGCCCCUUUCAGAGUUCUUUUUCACUAAACCUUAAGUAACAACCUAAAACUCAUUAAGAGAUCUAAAUUAACAUUACCAUUAACCUUUGAGAUUUCUGCUGUAAACGAACAAUAACAAUAAUAAAGACAUGUGCAGAAGUUGUAAGGACUGUUUAUCCAAAUUUUUUUAUUAUUUGGUUUUGGUUUUGUCACCAUUAGUUCUUUUCUGUACCAUUUUCGCUCACAAUUUUCAUUUUUAAUUUUCUUAACUGGAUUAGGCAGUCAUGGAAAGGUCUAUUAAAUUGUGAGUUCAAAGUAUGUUGAUACAUGGGAGAUGGCAGCUGGUACAGUUCAAUGAGACUGAGCAAAGAUAAGAAGGAACUUAUUCACAUCCUAAGGGAACUACUUGUACAAGGCCACUGCUCAGCACACCCCAUUGAUUAAGAAUUAAGAGUAGCUGGGAGAGAGAACAUAGGAUAUCAAACUUGAAUUAGACUAAUUUUAUGACAGAAAAUGAGGGAUAAUCCUAAAGAAAGUGUCAUCUUGGGCAUGCAAACAGUGGAUUGCCCCUGCAGCUCUAUAUAGGUAUUUGCUGCACAGUUAAGUUCUUCUGCAGCUUAAAUAAACAAGUCAAGUCUAAUUUCUAAAUGACAGAAAGCCCUUUGGUAAGGAAGUUUUAGAUAGUAACUGCACACAUGAUUUUAGCACCUCUAGCUGUUAAUGCAGCAGAGUUAAACACACAGUGCAGCAGAGCAAACUACCCUGUUGCAUUGUAGGUAACAAAUAUUAAAACUAACGAACUAGAGGUAGGUAUUAAGAGUUCACACACUAAGAUAUGCACAUGUGGAUAUGGGUCUACCAAUCUACAUGAAGAAAAAUGCUCUUCUGAAUUGCACUGGUUUAGCAUAUUCAACCUAUCCUGUCUCUAAAUGACAUUUGAUUAUGCAAUGUUUUAUUUCAGCUCAUAUGUUACAGACUAAGUUGGCACCUGCUUUUAGCUAGUUAAAGAAUAUCCAGCAUUAUCGAUGUUAAUGCCAACUGAUAUAUAGACAUUGUUGUUGUUGUUCUUAAUGAUAGAUUGCUUAUUCUGCCAUAGGUUUUGACAUUCUUAAUAUGCACCAAUGAAAGAUGAGAGGAUGGAAAAAUAAACUAAACAGAGUACCAAAACUGUCAAGCACACACACCUGUUACAUCUUCUUUCAAAAUGUUGUUGGCUAUGUGUACUUUUCUAUGUGUAGCCUCAUCCAGUUGUGUAAAUCACAACAUAAUAGUGAGUUUCAUUUAAGUGUAUUGUUCUUUAAAGUGUAUCAAUACAAC